UUUGGCGUUUUGUUACUGAAUUGUUGAGUUCAUCAAUAAUACCCAUGUAUAAAAUAUGGAAAUGCCUGUGUCACGUGAGCAUAACCAUUUAAGACUCAAAACCCUGUAUGUAUUAGAAUCAGUUUUACUCGGAAACCCAGUGGUUGACGUGGAUUGUUUUCUUGGAAAGCCUCAAUUGAUCUCUGUUCAUUCAAGGAUGUGGACAGUCUAAUCGACAACGGACUUUGGAGAAAGUUAAUCUAAGUCCGAUCCCGAUGGAAAACGACACCGAUUUACCGGACUUCAGUUUUAUACCAUACGGUGGUGUAAUAAAAGAAGUACCAUUAUGGGAGAUUAUUGUGAAAUCUUUGAUAUAUGGGAUUAUCACUAUAUUUUCUUUAAUUGGAAAUAUUUUGAUUAUUGUCAUUGUCAUGAAAAACAAAAACAUGAAAACUGUUACAAAUUAUUACAUAGUGAACUUAGCUGUGGCGGAUCUAAUGGUCACUUUAACGUGUACCUGGGUUACACUAGUGGAUGACCUCACCGAGGGGUGGAUCCUUGGCGCAUUCUUCUGUAAGCUGAAUACAUUCACAAAAGUUAUCUCUCUUGUGGCAAGUGUGCUGUCCCUCACCCAGAUUGCAUAUGAUCGUUUCUUCGGAAUCGUAUUUGCUUUAAGAGCCCGGAUGACAGAAAGAAGAGCGAGUAUUUCGUUGGUUAUCAUAUGGAUCUUUUCAAUAAUCGUCGCUUUACCUCUUCUCUUCUUCCGACAAAUGAAAAGCCGUGAAUGGUUGGACCAUACAGAGCUGUGGUGUGACGAUGCCUGGCCAUAUGAAUUAGAAGUGGUGGGUAAUAUCACGAGAUCCACAAUGCCGUUAAGGACAGCAUACUUUGUAUCUGUAUCGGUGGUGCUGUAUUUUAUUCCAGCCGUGGUUAUGUCCAUUGCUUAUGGCGUCAUUAUUCUUAAACUGAAAACUACACAUAUUCCGGGCGAGAUAAUGGACAAAAGGGAUGAGCAACAAGCCAAGACAAAACGGAAGAUAAUUAUCAUGCUGAUAACUAUCUUGGUUGUGUUCUGUGUUUGCUGGUUACCGUGUCAGGUUAUGUUACUGUACACAGAACUCCGGGACACCAGGAGCCAGCUAGAUGAUUGGUACUACAAGUUUGAAUUCGCUGCAUACACCAUGGCGUACUCCAACAGCGCUCUGAACCCUCUGAUCUACGCCGGAUUUAAUGAAAAUUUCAAACAAGGUCUUCUGAGUAUCUGGCGACGCAUAUCCGGUGACCCCGGAAGGCGACUUACACACGUGUAUGGUACUUACACGGAGACGACAUAUACUGCAGUUUAAGUUCAUCGCGGGAAGAAGGACCGUUGAGAUUUUGAGCAGAUAAAUAUCAAUUGUUGUUUGUAAACUUUUAUAUUCAUAAAUGUGUGAUUUUCGUUCAUGUUCAUAAUCACUGUCGUUAUUUCCCCCUACAUAGAUAUGUGAAAAUAAAAUAUGACGAAAA
Messenger RNA from Ostrea edulis (European flat oyster), 1485 nucleotides. Its product is annotated as substance-P receptor-like. Gene Ontology annotation, cellular component: membrane. Gene Ontology annotation, biological process: G protein-coupled receptor signaling pathway. Bases 255 to 1325 code for a protein of 356 amino acids. The record is from RefSeq and is a predicted model, not a curated record. Gene Ontology annotation, molecular function: neuropeptide Y receptor activity. The transcript is spliced from 6 exons. NCBI's taxonomy places the organism in Eukaryota, Metazoa, Mollusca, Bivalvia, Ostreida, Ostreidae.